Morchella sextelata is the source of this 909-nucleotide messenger RNA. RefSeq lists its product as uncharacterized. NCBI's taxonomy places the organism in Eukaryota, Fungi, Ascomycota, Pezizomycetes, Pezizales, Morchellaceae. The transcript has 4 exons. Bases 1 to 909 code for a protein of 302 amino acids. The record is from RefSeq and is a predicted model, not a curated record.
AUGAAGACUAUCGUAGUUCUUGGAGCUACUGGCGAAAUACGUGCUGUAACUCGAAAUCUUACAUCCCCCAAAGUACUAGCUCUAUUCCAGCAGGGCAUCGAAGUUGUUCCAGGUGACUUCAACGAUAAAGCUUCUCUCAUCAGUGCUUUCCAAGAUGCGAGUGCCAUAUAUGCUGUCACUGACUUCUGGGCCCCCUUCCUCGGCGGUCUCAGUGCUUCGGAAGCCCAAGCUCUCGAAACUAGACACGGCAAGAACAUCGUGGACGCAGCGCUGGAGAUUCCGAAUUUGGAGCACUUCAUCUGGUCGACAUUGCAAUCGGCGAAGCACAAAGGUGGUGACAUUGCGGUCAAUUUCGUUGAUGGGAAGGAUGAUGUAGACGAGUACAUCAAGAACUCGCCCCUGUUGCCGAGGACAACCUUUUUGUGGAUUGGGUUUUAUGCGCAGAAUUUCCACUGGGCACCGAUGAUGGUUACCAAGCUUAUUCAAGCAGGGAAAACGACCUAUGCUCACCUCUUCCCAACACCUCCUGAUAUCCCAAUCCCGUUCAUCGAGCACAAGAGCGAUCUGGGGCCAAUCGUUUAUGCGAUUCUGGCACAGCCAGAAAAGAUUUUGAACGGGAGAUACGUUUUGGCCACGAACGGCGAGGACCUCACUGUUGGACAGAUGUUCAAACUGUGGGCAGAGUCUGCGGGUGUAAAGGAUGUAAAGUAUAUCCAAAUAACCGAGGAAGCAUACGGGGCGCUACAUGGAAAGACGGGGCUGGAGAUCAGUAGUGAGUUACAGGUAUGGAGCAAGUAUGGUGCAGGCUCAGGCAACGUAAAGGCUUUGUCACCAAGUGAUUUGGGCCUAAGUAGGGGGAAGAGUAUUAGAGAAUAUUUAGAGUCGCAGGAUUGGAGUGGAUACUUGUAG